CUUAACCUAUAUUGAUAUUUUAAUUUUUCGACAAUGAGUACACCAAUAUUAUCAAAACAACAACAAAGAAAUGCAUUGUCAGCGAAAAAAGCAUCAGCCAAAGGAUUACGAAAUAUCUUAGCACAACCACAAGACAAUUUUUGGCCACUUGUAGAUGCAGAAAAAUGCCCAUUAUUGGAAGAUCUUUUAAAGAAAUUAAUGCCAGCUAUAAAACGUCCAUCUCAUUCUAUUCCAUCGUCACAGCUCAAGCACAUGAAAAAGCGUGUACAAGCUAAAAAAGAGGCUCUUUCAAAAGAAGGAGAUCUUCCCAAUGCAGAACUAUCGAACUCAGUGAUCUUGGGUAUAAAUGCUGUCACAAGAUCUUUAGAGAAGGAGAAUAUUUGUUGUAUUUUAAUGGAUGCAAACAUUUCACCACCACUUCUAAUAAAGCAUGUUAUUCAUAUGGCACAAAAUAAGAAAAUGCCAAUAUUGUUGUUACCCAAAUUAAAAAUUAUAACAUUAAACACCAUUGGAUUUGCAUCUGCUGCAUGUGCUUUAACGAAUAUCGCGAUGAAUUCUUUAGAUCAUCAUUUCCAUUCUUUAUAUACAAUGAUAUAUGAUAUUUUUAAGGAUAUACCAUUGCCACAAAAUAAGCUCCAAUUAUUUAAAGAUAUCGAAACACUAGACCAAAGUAUAUUAGAUGAACAAAAUAAAAUAAGCGUUGACAAUGAGUCUGAGAUUGAUUCUUCAGAGCCAAUUGAGUUUGCAAUAUCCACGAAUGUAUAUAUGUAUAGAACUUCGUGUAAGGAAAGGAUAUUUGUUCCACCUAGUACAACUGAAAGUUGUACAAAUGAGCCUGUUAAAAAAGACACGAAAGAGGAUGAUUUUAUUUCCAUAACUAACUAUGACUCUGAUGAGUUUGAUAAAACUAUUAAGAAAAAUUCAAGGUACAUUAAUAUUCGUAGGAAUAAAAAUUCCGCACAUCGAAAAAAUUAUUCAAAAAUUAAUAAUACAUCAGGAAAUGUUACCUAUAUACCAUUGAAAGUAAAACGCGUACAGGGUAACGUAAAUCGCAUAAAAGCUACGAAAAUUUCAAAGCAAAAAAAAUAA
Molecule: messenger RNA, 1089 nt
Organism: Eufriesea mexicana
Lineage: Eukaryota; Metazoa; Arthropoda; Insecta; Hymenoptera; Apidae
Exons: 5
Coding region: 34-1089 (351 amino acids)
Biological process (GO): tRNA 5'-leader removal
Cellular component (GO): fibrillar center; nucleolar ribonuclease P complex; ribonuclease MRP complex
Molecular function (GO): ribonuclease P activity; ribonuclease P RNA binding
Source: RefSeq, a predicted model, not a curated record